UUGAGUCUUGACAAGGUUGAGUUUUCAAAGCAGAUUGAGAUACAAUUAGCAAUUUUGAAUUGAGAAUCUCUUCAUAUGACUUGUGUUAUUAUAUAUGCGACUUAAAUAUAUUAAACUGAAAUUGAAUUGACUUAUUAGAUGUCUUUUGGUGCAUCUAACUUGUGGCUCUAACUUUCUAGGUUUAGUACUUAGGUUUUCUAAUGUGGUACCUUAUAUGCACAAAUUGGGACUUUCUCACGUGCAUUUUGCAGUGGCAUCAAAUCGGGGGGUUUGGCUCCAGAUACAUGAAAGCAAGUAGUCAAAGAGCUCUCUUCUUGUUGGAACAAUGCAUUACCAUGAUGCACGUCAAGCAAGUUCAAUCCCAUCUCACAGUUUCAGGCGCCAUCUUGGAUCCUCAAGCCGCUUCGAAGAUCAUCUCCUUCUGUGCAGUGUCCAACCCCGUCGAUUUAACUCACGCCUGCCAACUCUUUCGCCAUCUACCGCAUCGAACCACAUUGGUAUGGAACAACAUGGUCAGAGCUUUUUCCGAGAGGGAUGAACCCCUUAAAGCUUUGUCUCUCUAUAAGGAUAUGCUCGAGAGUGGCUUCUUACCCAACAACUAUACCUUCUCUUUCCUGCUUAGAGCUUGUGCUGACCUCUCUGAUGUCUCCUUGGGCUUAAUUCUCCAUUCCCAAGUCAUCAGAUUGGGCUGGGAAUCGUAUGACUUUGUGCAGAACGGGUUGAUCCAUCUGUAUGCGACUUGUAACUGCAUGGGUGCAGCUCGUAAAUUGUUUGAUGGGAGCGUAAAUCGAGACGUCAUUACGUGGACAGCUUUGAUUAACGGUUAUGUGAAGGGUGGAUUGGUUAGGGUUGCACGGGAGUUUUUUGAUCAAAUGCCGGAGAAGAAUGUUGUUUCUUGGAGUGCGAUGAUUAAUGGGUAUGCACAAGUUGGCUUGUUCAAAGAGGCUUUGGAGCUUUUUAACGAUAUGCAAAUUUCUGGUUUUCAACCAAAUCAUGCUGGAAUUGUGGGAGCACUCACUGCGUGUGCUUUUCUUGGUGCAUUGGAUCAAGGAAGGUGGAUACACGCCUACGUGGAUAGAAAUGGGAUGGAAUUAGAUAGAGUGUUGGGCACUGCUCUUGUUGACAUGUAUGCAAAAUGCGGGUGUAUUGAAACUGCUCGUUGUGUAUUUGAUGAGAUGUCGAAUAGAGAUGUUUUUGCCUUUACUUCUUUGAUUUCGGGCCUAGCAAAUCAUGGCUUGAGUACAAGUGCGAUUGACUUGUUUAUGAGGAUGAAGAGUGAAGGAGUUAUUCCUAAUGAAGUUACAUUUGUAUGUGUCUUAAGCGCAUGCAGUCGAAUGGGGUUGGUGGAUGAAGGGGUGAGAAUUUUCAAUAGCAUGAGUCAAGACUAUGGGAUCGAGCCAGGGGUCCAACAAUAUGGCUGUUUGGUAGAUCUGUUUGGGAGGGCAGGGAUGCUAGAAGAGGCAAAGAAGGUGGUGAGGGCGAUGCCAAUGGAACCAGACUCGUAUGUGUUGGGUGCAUUGCUCAAUGCUUGUAGAGUUCAUGGAGAUUUUGAGCUGGGUAAAGAAACGGUCGAGCACUUCGUUCAGCAGAGUCUAGACCAUGGUGGGGUUCAUGUUCUUCUUUCCAACAUGUAUGCUUCUGCUAACAAAUGGGAUGAUGUGGCAAAGGUGAGGAAGGGAAUGGAAGAGAAGAAGGUAAGAAAGGUACCGGGAUGUAGCUUGAUUGAAGUGGAUGGUGUGGUCAGUGAAUUUGUUGCUGGAAAUAGGUCGCAUUUGCUCAUGGAGAAGAUCACAUUAGUCGCUCGUGGCAUUGACAAUCACCUAAAGUUUCUUCGGUGCGAUCACGAUGAUGAUAAGAUAAAUGAAUAAAUCGAAUUCUAGCUGAGAAUUGCUGAAUACACUGCUGCCAUUGAGGAAGAAAGCCUUUGUGUUAU
Messenger RNA from Juglans microcarpa x Juglans regia, 1933 nucleotides. Its product is annotated as pentatricopeptide repeat-containing protein At5g66520-like. Bases 201 to 1868 code for a protein of 555 amino acids. The record is from RefSeq and is a predicted model, not a curated record. Gene Ontology annotation, biological process: RNA modification. Gene Ontology annotation, molecular function: RNA binding; protein binding. Lineage: Eukaryota; Viridiplantae; Streptophyta; Magnoliopsida; Fagales; Juglandaceae. The transcript has a single exon.